AUGUACUUUGGUCAGGCGUCAGCACCCUCUGGGUAUGACGAAUAUUUCGAUCCACCACUGGAGGAAGACCACGAAUGUCCGAUCUGUCUUUCGGGGCUGCGAGAACCGAUGCAGACGUCGUGUGGGCACAGGUUCUGUAGAGACUGUAUAUUAUGGAGCUUCAGAUCUGUUAGCCACUCGUGCCCCGUGGAUAACGAAAGGUUGGACGAGAACUCGCUCUAUCCAGACAACUUUGCUAAGCGAGAAAUAUUGUGCCAUGACGUUUUCUGCCGAAUGAAAAAGGAACAUGGUUGUACGUGGAAGGGACCCCUAAAGACGUUAGAUGAUCAUAUGAAAGUCUGUGCUUUUGUCGACAUAUGUUGUCCCAAGAAUUGUGGGAAACAGUUACAGCGUAAAAACGCGAAACAACACUUGGAAACCGAGUGUCCUAACAGAACCACACGAUGCGAGCACUGUGACAAAGAGGUACACUGGAAUGGCCUUGAGAAUCAUUUUCGAACGUGUCAAAAUUUUCCGGUGCCCUGUGGACAAUGUGGACGACAAAACAUUGUGCGAAAAUUGAUGGAACAUCACUUGGACAACGAGUGUCCCGAGAUGGAAAUCAAAUGUGCUUUCAGCGUAGUGGGUUGCACAUUCGAGGGAAAACGAGCCACCGUGGAAAAGCAUGUCGAUGAUCAACUCGGAAGUCACGCCAUGGACUUAGCAAAGACGUUUGGUGCUUUCUUAGCAACCCAGAAUUUGAGAGCUGAAUCACGGUACAAUUUACCAGAAAGCGUGAGUUGCGUUGCAAGGGCCAACAACGUAGCCUAUUCAUGCGACCCAAAGGCACCGCGUCAUCAACAAUUGAAAGAAAGUAACGAGCUGAAGCGUACGAUCAGUGUUGUCUCUGGCGAGGUCGAAAACCGGGAAUACGCCCUAAACGGGCCCAAUUCGAGGCGCCAAAGACCCCUGCAAGACCUCGAUGCAGUUGUUUGGCAACUUGAGACAAAAUUACUGGAAUUCGAAGGCCGUGUCUGUAACGGAACGUACAUUUGGAGGGUAGAAAAUUACAGACAGCGUCGACAAGACGCAAUUGCCAAUACGAUGUCAGCCAUGCAUAGCCCUCCUUUUUACACCAGUUUGUACGGCUAUAAGAUGUGUCUGAGGAUGAACUUGAACGGCGUGGAUAGUGGCUUGGGGAAACAUAUUACCUUAUUUGUCCACAUGAUGCAAGGGGAUUAUGACAACAUUUUGGAAUGGCCAUUCUCCGGGAAAAAAAUCACCCUCUCCAUCUUGGACCAGUCGGAGCUUCGUUGUCAUAAAAGUGAAACUUUUUUCGUUAAGGCCGGCCUUGUUGCUUUCCAGAGGCCCACUGAUCGUCGUAACUACAAAGGGUAUGGCUACGUCGACUUUGCCCCCAUUGACGAUAUUCGUGAACCUCGGUAU
Messenger RNA from Porites lobata, 1425 nucleotides. NCBI's taxonomy places the organism in Eukaryota, Metazoa, Cnidaria, Anthozoa, Scleractinia, Poritidae. The record is from the annotation of a GenBank genome assembly.